UACUUUUACAAAUUUUUUACUUUUUGCUGUUUGCCAGAUUACGAUCGCAUUAGCCAUUAUGAUUUUGCUUGCGUCAACAUUUACUCAUUAUUUCCACAAGAUUUUGUCAUUGUACCUUGUGGAGAGGGUACAAAUUUCCAUUUCUGAUUCUUUCGAGCGAUUGCUCUUCGCUAGGAUUCUACAGACCAUUUGAUUGUCCUGCAUCUUUGCAUUUCUCGAAUAUUUUAUGCCUGCCAUACAUUAUACUGCCUGGAGUAUACAUCAGAUGCUUCCCACUGCAUGUUCCUGUACUUCUUUAUUGUUUUAACAUUAGAGCUUUUUGAAUCGCUGUGAUAUCGCAAGUCUCCGAAGUAGUGAGUGCGUGGCUAGUUCUAAACCUUCCGUUAUUUCGGAGUAUGCCGGAUUUUGGAGAUGGAGGAUGAUGACUACGAGUCCUUGCCGGAAGGUUUGCCCAUGGUUACAUAUAUGGCAGCUGGUUCGCUGGCCGGCAUUAUGGAGCACAGCAUUAUGUUCCCCAUCGAUUCUGUGAAGACCAGGAUGCAGAGCAUAACCAGUGUGACGAGGAAUGGCGGACCGUUUCAGACCCUCCACCUGAUUGUUCGCGAGGAAGGUCUAUUUCGGCCUCUACGCGGGAUGUCCGCCAUGGUCGCUGGCGCUGGACCCGCGCACGCACUGUAUUUUGCCUGUUACGAACGCCUGAAGCGUCUGUUCGACUCGUUUUCCAUACUGCAUGGCUCCGCGGCCGUGGCAUGCGCUGGCGCCGUUGCCACGCUCCUCCACGACUCCAUCAUGACACCCGCGGACACCGUGAAGAAUCGCAUGCAAAUGCGUAAUUCUCCGUACCGGAACACUUUCCAGUGCAUGGUGUCCAUGUAUCGAUCCGAAGGACUGAAAGCCUUCUACCGCAGCUACACUACGCAGCUGGUCAUGAACAUUCCCUUUCAAGCUUCCCAUUUCGUCAUCUAUGAAUCGUCACAGGAUGUAUUAAAUCAUUCGCGGCAGUAUUCACCGGCCACCCAUGUCGUUUCCGGUGCCAUUGCGGGAGGCGCCGCCGCUGCCCUUACAACGCCACUGGAUGUGUGCAAGACCCUAUUGAAUACGCAGGAGCUGAUGAAGAAGCGCGUGGAUGCUGCCGGUGGGGUGGGGAAUGUGCGAGUGAACGGGACGGUGAUCAAAGGCUUGUUGGGCGCGCUGAGCACCAUCUAUGCGCACAGGGGAAUGUGGGGCUUCUUCCAGGGAUUGCAGGCCCGGGUAAUUUAUCAGAUGCCCUCAACAGCCGUCUCCUGGUCUGUGUAUGAAUUUUUUAAAAAUUAUUUGACAAAAACUGAACGGUGACAAACCCAACCGAUCUGUUUGUGAUAGAAAAGAUAGCCUUAAAUUUUUGUGACAUUUUAUGCUGUUGUUAGCUUUUCUUGUUUUCGUGCAAAGUAUAAUUCAUGUGCUGCUGAAGUGUUUUCAAGAUGAUAAAAAAUAAAUAU
Paramacrobiotus metropolitanus is the source of this 1478-nucleotide messenger RNA. RefSeq names its product mitoferrin-1-like. The coding region runs from base 412 to 1335 and encodes 307 amino acids. Gene Ontology annotation, cellular component: mitochondrial membrane. Gene Ontology annotation, biological process: iron import into the mitochondrion. Lineage: Eukaryota; Metazoa; Tardigrada; Eutardigrada; Parachela; Macrobiotidae. The transcript has 3 exons. Gene Ontology annotation, molecular function: ferrous iron transmembrane transporter activity. The record is from RefSeq and is a predicted model, not a curated record.